Macroventuria anomochaeta is the source of this 2149-nucleotide messenger RNA. Its product is annotated as casein kinase-like protein I. Gene Ontology annotation, biological process: signal transduction; peptidyl-serine phosphorylation; endocytosis. The record is from RefSeq and is a predicted model, not a curated record. The transcript is spliced from 4 exons. Gene Ontology annotation, molecular function: protein serine/threonine kinase activity; ATP binding. Gene Ontology annotation, cellular component: cytoplasm; nucleus. NCBI's taxonomy places the organism in Eukaryota, Fungi, Ascomycota, Dothideomycetes, Pleosporales, Didymellaceae. The coding region runs from base 294 to 1649 and encodes 451 amino acids.
CUUUUCCAUCGCGAGUCGAUCACUCUCCUGUCCUCACCACCGCCCAUUGUUUUCCCAGCGCAGCGAUACUCUGCAUUGUUUGCCCAGCUGCCCGCUGCAGCAGCCCCGUCGCCCGCCCGUGGACAGCCCCAGACGCCCUUGAGCCGACCUUGGAGACGACUCGCCGGCCUGCAUAGCCCCAGCCGAGCUCCGGAGACGCCCUUCAACCUUCAUCGCUCACCGCACCGCGACUCUCCUGCGUCCACCACCCGCCGCUCCAGCUGCUGCACCCACACCCGACCUUCCCAUCCACCAUGGCGAGCGGCAGCACCUCUUCCAACGUCGUCGGUGUCCACUACCGCGUCGGCAAGAAGAUUGGCGAGGGCUCCUUUGGCGUCAUCUUCGAGGGCACCAACCUGCUCAACCAGCAGCAGGUUGCCAUCAAGUUCGAGCCACGCAAGAGCGAUGCUCCCCAACUGCGCGAUGAGUACCGCACGUACAAGAUCCUCGUGGGCUGCCCCGGGAUCCCUAAUGUCUACUACUUCGGUCAGGAGGGCCUGCACAACAUCCUGGUCAUCGACCUGCUAGGUCCCAGUUUGGAGGACCUGUUCGACCACUGCAACAGGAAGUUCUCGAUCAAGACGGUAGUCAUGGUUGCCAAGCAGAUGUUGUCGAGGGUUCAGACCAUUCACGAGAAGAACCUCAUCUACCGCGACAUCAAGCCUGACAACUUCCUCAUUGGCCGACCAGGCUCUAAGAGUGCUAAUGUAAUUCACGUUGUGGACUUCGGUAUGGCUAAGCAAUACCGUGACCCCAAGACGAAGCAGCACAUUCCGUACAGGGAGCGCAAGUCUCUCUCUGGUACGGCGCGUUACAUGAGUAUCAACACCCAUCUUGGACGCGAACAGUCCCGUAGGGAUGAUCUGGAAGCCCUGGGCCAUGUUUUCAUGUACUUCCUUCGAGGCGGUCUCCCAUGGCAAGGCCUCAAGGCUGCAACCAACAAGCAGAAGUACGAGAAGAUCGGCGAGAAGAAGCAGACAACUCCUAUCAAGGAUCUCUGCGACAGCUUCCCUGAGGAGUUCAACAAGUACUUGAGCUAUGUCCGUAACCUCGGCUUUGAGGACACACCCGACUACGACUACCUGCGCGAGCUCUUUACCCAGGCGCUCAAGAGCACUGGAGAGGUUGAAGACGGCGAGUACGACUGGAUGAAGCUGAACAAUGGAAAGGGCUGGGAGGUAAUGAAGUCCCACCCCUCGGCCGUUCAACAGAUGCACCAUUCCAACGUUCACCAGAACUCCUCUACCGCUGUCAACGUGCACGGUCAGCCCCACAGGCAGCCGAAGACGCACCUGCCCGUCGACCACCACCGUUUAAACGAGCCUCUCCCAAAGCCCGGAGCGACACGAGCCCAGCCCGGAAGAAGCCCAAGGGACCAAGUACGCGGAGCGGAGGUCAAGAGGAAGAGCAUGGGCGAGCUGGCACCUCCCGAUGCAGCCUCGAACCAGGCUCAGUUCCAGCACAGCCAACCGAACCUGAACCAGACACAGAACCGCGCGACACCUGCACAGAGCCCGAACGCCCAGCAGCCGAGGCGGCAGGAGCCUGAGAAGGAAGGUUUCAUGCAGAAGCUUUCCAAGAUACUCUGCUGCGGCGGAAGCAGCAACUAGUGGAGCUGCCCCAUCUGAUUUUCUGCGUAUUGCGUUGCAUCCUGGAGUUCGUUCAUUGAGCGAACUUUUAUCAGCCACGUCUUUUCCUGUAUAGGUAUUUUGUAAUGAUUGAUAGACGGGAUCGAAAUCUCCUUCCGGUAUCUUAGGUAAUACUCUCACGACGACCGAACCACCUCGACGCCAGCCUGGAUCUCUUCUUUUCAUCAUCAUCUUCUUCACACCCGGCUUUCGAGUGCACGGGCUGCACCUGCACAGCAGCUUGUUCUCCGGAAGCCAUUUAUACUGGCGUACGCGGCGUUGCGUCUUUGGCGGUACGAAGUUGGCAUCUCAUUCAUCAUCAUUAUCAUUUCAUGUUUGUUUGGUAGGAGAAAAACAUAGCAUGUAAAGGAGUCUCUUUCGCUGGGACCUGUCUGUAUUGUGGAAGUGAGCGAUGGGUUUUGGUUGUUUUAGUUAGAUGACAGCGGGCAAAUAGAGACGAAAUCUUCAAAACUUGAGUGCAC